CGUCUCCUGUCUGUCACUUUCGGAUCUGGUAAGAAAAAAAAAAUCUGUUUUUAUGACAGAGUUCAGGCAAAUAUGUGAGUGAAUUUAAGCACUGGAGCAGCUAAAAACAGCAGAAAUAAGUAAAUGAUGAUGAGGCUCCCACAUGGAGGCUGAGUGUGAUCAGGUCCAGAGUGGUCAUGAGGAGGAACCAGGAGCUGAGGAUGAAGCCAUGCUGUGGUCCAUCCAGGAGGCUCUGGAGAGGCAGACGCUGCAGAUCGGAGCGUCCGCCUGCGGGGCCACAGCGGUGGUGGACGUCCUGAAGGCCCUCGGCUUGGACGUUUCCCCGGAGGAGACCGACCGCUGCGUCCAGACUUGCCUGAGGAGGAACGAGUCGCCGCUGCCCGACUACCUGCUGUCCAGGAGCGAAGCCGGUGCGACUCAUGCUCAGCUCAUCCAGGGAGCAGAGGAAGCCAGUGAAGGGAAGGUCGUGGGUCGCUUCUUCCACCUUCACCCUCGCCGGCGGGUCCGACUGGUCGCCUGGCUCGCUGGCUGGAUCCGAAAAGGCGCCGUCCCCGUGGCGACCAUGAACAUGCAGCUGGCUGUUCCCGACGGCGAGGAGGUUCCUGACGCCUGGCACCAUCAGCUCAUAUUCGGAGUCGCGCCUAAAGCUGUUUUUAUGACCAACCCUUUAGAUGUAGUAAGCGAGGCGGAGGUGCACCAGCGAGUCUGCAGUGAGUCUGUGUUGCUGAUUCGUCGAGAAGACGUGAUGCAGCGAUUGACACCUGACUGCUGUCUGACCGACCUCUCUAAGAGUCAGUCGGACCCUCGGUGGAAAGCUCUGGAUGUUGAAGGUCAAGUGAGACAGAUGACUCUAGAAGGAGAACAGGAAUCGGAUGGACCUAAGAUGACGCACGUUACAAUCCCCGCAGCGUACAGUUCAGGCGUCACACUCUUCGCCUUACGACAGUCAGAGUUGGGACAAGAACUCCUCGGUGCUCCCGAUCUUCCUUUGUUGUGAAGCACUGCCACACACGGACCUGAGACUUGAAGCUCGAACACUUAUUUAUUGCGAUAGAAGAAAUGAAACUUCAUUGGAAUCCGCAGAUAUCAAUCUAAGCUCAGUGAAGCAGGAUGAAAAGGCAUCAACCACAACACCGUGGAACAGUACAGACAGUAGCUGCUUAAUGAUGUGUCACGACUUUGAGAAGCUGUUCGUUUUUAUGUACAGCACUGAUAUAGAAUCAUAUUUUAAGCCAUAAAUGACUUUGCCAAUGA
This is a messenger RNA of Acanthochromis polyacanthus (spiny chromis), 1254 nucleotides long. RefSeq lists its product as uncharacterized. Bases 143 to 997 code for a protein of 284 amino acids. The transcript is spliced from 5 exons. The record is from RefSeq and is a predicted model, not a curated record. NCBI's taxonomy places the organism in Eukaryota, Metazoa, Chordata, Actinopteri, Pomacentridae.